AUGGAUAGUACUAUUUGCAGCAGAUGUGGUGCCUUUCCGGAGGAUGCGGAUCAUCUGCUAGUCGGGUGUACGACUGCAAAGAACGUUUGGCAGCAUAUAUGGGUGUGGUUGAAGAUCAGCAUUUGGGCGCAGUCGUCCACCGUCAGAGAAGUGCUUGAGGGUGUGCAAGACCAAAUAAGGUGCAAGAACUGGAAGAAAAUGGUCAUGGUAGUGACGUUUGCCACUUUUUGGAGCAUUUGGAGGUGCAGAAACGAAGGUAUUUUCAAUGGAAAUUAUAUCCCCACUCAUAAAGCGGCGGAGAUGGUGAAAGAGGAAACAUUCAUCUGGAUGAGAAACAGGUAUGGGCCCAAAGUCCAUAUCGAUUUUAAAAUUCUUCAAGAACAUUAUACCGAUAAGAUCACACCCCCGGGUCAACGUUGA
Molecule: messenger RNA, 420 nt
Organism: Helianthus annuus (common sunflower)
Lineage: Eukaryota; Viridiplantae; Streptophyta; Magnoliopsida; Asterales; Asteraceae
Exons: 1
Coding region: 1-420 (139 amino acids)
Source: RefSeq, a predicted model, not a curated record